Messenger RNA from Debaryomyces tyrocola, 2409 nucleotides. Lineage: Eukaryota; Fungi; Ascomycota; Pichiomycetes; Serinales; Debaryomycetaceae. The record is from the annotation of a GenBank genome assembly.
AUGGAUCUAUCAGAUAAGGCCUGCGAUUUCUGUAGGAAACGAAAACUUAGGUGCACGAGAGAAAAACCGCAAUGCUCCAAGUGUAUUCAGUACUUAAAAUCGUGUAGUUACACCCCACGCAAACGAAGGUUUAUGGUAUCUAAAAACCACUAUCACCAGUUACAAAAUCGAAUCAGAAUAUUAGAAAAGGCUUUGUCGACAGUUGUUAAAUCUGACGAUGAAGUCAAGCUGUUGAUCAAAAUAGUAUCUGAUGAUAAUUCUAUCCAAUCUAACAGUGGCUAUGACGAGGAGAAUGGAAUUGAUAAUUUGAGGAAUGGCGGUAAAUCACGGCCUGCUAUGAAUAUUAAGCAGAACGAAGAAACUAUAAAUAUAGUAUCUGAUGAAGAUUCUUUGUUGAACGAAGAUUUUAAUGGUGUGGAACAUCUUUACUGGCAUGAAAACGAUUCAAAUUCAGAUAAUGAUUUUGCGACAAAUAAAUCAGCGAACCCCGAAGAUUUACCAGAGAAGUCAUUUAUUAUUCCUAAAGGUUUCAUCGAUGGUAUGGGAGCAUUGUCAAUAGAUGGAGAAUACAAAAAUACUACGUACUACGGAAUAUUUUCUAGUAAUGGUGUUUUGAAAAUCUUACUGAAACUAGAUAAGCAAAAUAACGAUGUUACAAACUUUUCAAACUAUAUCUCUAAGUCUUCCAUAUACAAUCAAAAUAACAUCAAUCUAAUGAAAAGCCAGUAUUCAGAAAUCUUAUUGAAUGAUAAUGAUUUUAGAAUGGACCUUAUUACAUCAUAUUUCGAGACUUACCAUACUAUGUACCCUAUUCUACAGAAAAGUGGCUUUAUUAAAAAAUAUGAAUCGUUUAAAACGCAUUCCAAGGAAGACAUAAAUUCUAUAAAGGACAUUUCAUUUCAAGUUUUGAUAGACACUGUAUUGGCUAUUGGUGCAUUUUGCAAGUUAGGGGAGUCGUCGAUAAUAGAUUUAUUGUACUAUAAAAGAGUAAAAAUGGGGUUACAAAGGAUAGACUUAAUGGAGUGCGCUUGCUAUCAUUUAUUAGAAGUUUGUGCAUUGUUAGGGAAUUAUAUUCAAAAAAGGAAUAAGCCUAACACUGGUGGAAAUUAUUUUGGAUUAAGCUUUAGGAUGGCAAUUAGCUUCGGGCUACACAAAGAGAUGAAUUUAAACCAGAACAAUUCUUCAGGUCUGGAAUUUUACUUAAUGGUAGAAAGAAGGAGAAGAUUAUGGUGGAUCCUUUAUUUGUUUGACGUUGGACAUAGUAUUACUUUUGGAAGGCCGAUACAUUUACCAAAUUUCGAAUCCAUAAAUAUCAGAUUCCCUUUAAAUAUAGAGGAUUCUGAGGUUGAAAAACUGAGUGAUAGUAUAUCCAUUGAAUCAUUCAUUAAAACAUACCCUACAAUCUACGCUGGAUUAAAAGAGGAAGCGAAGUUUUCUGUUAUUUCAUAUAAAGUGUACUCUUGUUUAACGAAUCUAUCCAAAGCUAAUGUUGACAUUUGCGAAAGAAUAUCUGAACUAAUUGAUUUGAACAAUUCAAUUGACAGAUAUAUAUCGUCUUUACCCUGCUAUUUCAAUGAAGAUGAUAAAAUAGUCGAGAAAGCUUUAGAAAAAUUUUGUCCUCCAGAAUGGUUUAGAAUUAACGUAGAUGGUACAGCGAGUAUCCCAAAGUGGUUUGAAUUUAGAAGAAAAAAGCUUAUAUGGAAAUAUAAAAAUCUUCAAAUUUUAAUGUUUAGAAACUUUAUUUGGGAAACUUCAGAAGUAUUCAAGAACGAUGAAAAUAUUAAAAAGUAUGAAUCUGAUUUGAGUACCAAGGAUCUAAUAGAUUCAAGUAUUAAAUUUUGUUCUAAUGCAGCGCGAGAAACAAUAUAUUCCAUUGAUUAUUUUGUAUCACAGUGUGAAUUGGACACUCUUUCAUCUUGGUACGCGACAUAUUAUAUAUUUCAAGCAGUUUUAAUAUCGAUACUUUUAUUAUACAAAGGUAUACAUUGCAGGUCUGGUCAAAAUAUCGAUAUAUGGUUAGAAGAAAUAGAGAUAACUAAGACUACUUUAAAUCAACUUGAAAAGUAUAACGGCUUGGCAAGUAAUUUAAUUGAUAAGAUUAAUAUAUUAACUAUACCAAUAAUAGAAGUUUUAAAGAAAAAUAAGCCUCAGCAAGAUGAAGAAAAUCUAAUGAAUGAGAAUACAGAAGACAUAUUUGAUUUUGAUUUCAAUAACUUGCCAUCGACUGCUGUUACUUUAUUUUCAAAUGUUGGAAUCGACUUUGAUUCUGCUGCGGAGGGAAUGGUUAUGUCAAAUAUAAAUAGCUGUACUUUUGAGGAUAUGAACACUCAAAAUGAUCAUAUUGGACUGCAAUGGGGUCAAGAAAGGGAUCCUAGUGUUGAAGACAAUUCGUUCGAAAACAUUUUUUAG